Amphiprion ocellaris (clown anemonefish) is the source of this 3345-nucleotide messenger RNA. RefSeq names its product exocyst complex component 5 (gene exoc5). The transcript has 18 exons. Bases 178 to 2304 code for a protein of 708 amino acids. The record is from RefSeq and is a predicted model, not a curated record. Gene Ontology annotation, cellular component: exocyst; cytoplasm. Gene Ontology annotation, biological process: exocytosis; Golgi to plasma membrane transport. NCBI's taxonomy places the organism in Eukaryota, Metazoa, Chordata, Actinopteri, Pomacentridae.
AGCAGCAGUCCCCACCCUUCUCGUCCAUACAGGAAGCUGGAUCACCAACCAGUUAGCUGUCAACAAAGGACAAAAUUGCACGAAACCACCAAAUCCAUGCAGAAGUCGGCGGUGGUGCCGACUUUGUGCUCCUUCUCCUGAAUUUAAUCUCACUGCGCCGCCAGCCGGAUCUUGAACAUGGCGACAACCGCUCAGCUGUUCGAGGAGCCCUUUGAUGCAGAUGAGUACAUUGAAAGGUUGGCAUGGAGGACUCCUGGAGGAGGCUCCAAAGGAGGAGCCGAGGCAUUUGACCCUAAAAGGCUGCUGGAAGAGUUUGAGAACCACAUCGAGGAGCUGAAGCAACUGGAUGAGAAGAUCCAGCGGAAAGUGGAGAAGCUUGAGCAUCAGUGUCAUCGCGAGGCCAAGGAAUUUGCUCACAAAGUGCAAGACUUACAGCGAAGCAACCAGGUGGCCUUCCAGCAUUUCCAAGAGCUUGAUGAACACAUUAGCUAUGUGGCCACCAAGGUUUGUCACCUUGGUGACCAACUGGAGGGGGUGAACACACCUCGCCAGAGGGCUGUGGAAGCUCAGCGCCUGAUGACCUACUUCAAUGAGUUCCUGGAUGGAGACCUACGCAGUGACGUCUUCAAUAACCCAGACAAGAUUAAGGAGGCUGCUGAUAUCAUUCAGAAGCUGCAUCUCAUUGCCCAGGAGCUGCCAUUCGACAGAUUUGCAGACGUCAAGGCAAAAAUAGCAAGUAAAUACCACGAUUUGGAGCGGCAGUUAAUCCAGGAGUUCACUGCAGCCCAACGGAGGGGUGAGAUUGGACGUAUGCGGGAGGUUGCAGCAGUUCUAUUGCAUUUCAAGGGCUAUGCACACUGUGUGGACGUCUAUAUCAAGCAGUGUCAGGAAGGUGCCUACAUUAGGAAUGAUGUGUUUGAAGACACUGCAGCUCUCUGCCAGAGGGUCAACAAGCAGGUGGGCGAAGUUUUCAGCAGUCCAGAGACUGUCAUGGCCAAACUCAUCCAGAACAUCUUUGAGAACAAACUGCAGGCACAUGUAAGGGAAAAACUGGAUGAGACUCGACACUCUGAUGUAGAGCAAUACCUCAAGAACCUCUAUGACCUUUACACCAGGACCACAGCAUUAGCCACAAAGCUGACCGAGUUCAACCUGGGCUCAGACAAGCACACUUUCCUUUCCAAGCUGAUAAAGAGCAUCUUUUCCUCAUACUUGGAAAGUUACAUUGACAUGGAGAGGGAAUACCUUCGCACACGUGGUGCCAUGAUUCUGCAGCGAUACUAUGACUCCAAAAACCACCAGAAACGCCCAAUUGGCACUGGCAGUAUUCAAGAGCUGAAGGAACGGAUCCGUCAGCGCACCAACCUUCCCCUGGGCCCCAUGAUUGACACCCAUGGGGAGACGUUUCUGUCCCCUGAGCUUGUUGUCAACCUGUUGCAGGAGACACGUCAUGCCUUUGAGAGAUGUCACAGGCUUUCAGAUCCUUCUGACCUGCCCAAGAAUGCCUUCUCAAUCUUCCUGUUGCUGGUUGACCAUCUGUGUGUGGAACAUAUUGACUAUGCCUUGGAGAUUGGUCUCUCAGCGAUUCCCUCAUCUGAUGCCAAGAAUGCCAACCUGUACUUCCUGGAUGUGGUUCAACAGGCAAACUCUAUCUUCCACUUGUUUGACAAGCAAUUUAAUGACCAGCUUAUGCCUUUAAUAAGCUCAUCUCCAAAGUUGGCAGAGUGUUUGCACAAGAAGAAAGAGGUGAUUGAACAGAUGGAAGUGAAACUGGACACAGGAAUUGACAGAACACUGAAUUGCAUGGUGGGACAGAUGAAGCACAUCUUGGCAACAGAGCAGAAGAAGACUGAUUUCAGGCCUGAGGAUGAGAACAAUGUCAUGAUCCAGUACACUACGGCGUGCUCCAAGGUAUGUGCCUACGUCAGUCGGCAGGUGGAGCACGUGCGGAAGUCCAUGGAUGGGAAAAAUGUGGACACAGUGCUGACGGAGCUGGGCGUCCGUUUCCACCGGCUCAUCCACGAGCAUCUACAGCAAUACAGCUACAGCUCAAUGGGAGGCAUGCUGGCCAUCUGCGACGUGGCUGAAUACCGACGAUGCGCCAAGGACUUCAGGGUUCCUCUGGUGCUGCAGCUCUUCGACACACUCCACGCCCUCUGUAACCUGCUGGUGGUCGCUCCUGACAACCUGAAGCAGGUCUGCUCCGGAGAGCAGCUCACCAAUCUGGACCGGAACCUCCUGCAUGCCUUUGUCCAGCUCAGAGUGGACUACCGUUCAGCCAGACUGGGCCGACAUUUCAGUUAAUGACUGAUUCAACACCUCACUGCGCUCCGUCCAGUAAAUUAUGCUUUGAGACGAUGCACCUUGAAGAUACCCAUUACUGCUUCAGAGAAUGCAUCAGUGUGCCCCCAGCGUACAGACUAUACUGGGAUUGCUUUGUGCAUCAUGGAGACAAAGGCCACUGCUCCUUGAAUGUGGGAAAUGUGCAUUUUACUUUUGGUCAAUGUUUAUCUCUCCAAGCUGAAGAAAUUUAAAUGUCUAUUGGCGUAGGAUUUCAUUUGUUUUUAAAUACUAAUCCAUCACCAAUCCAUGUGGCUUCAAUAUCCAACAUAUUAUAAGUAAAUGGACAAUACUGAUGCUUAUCUAAAAAAAACAAAACAACUUUUUUGAUUGUGCCAAAUAUAUAAAUUCUGUGGUUGCACUUGUGCACAGGAAAAUACCCUGAAGCUGCUUUAAAGGGAGACUGUCAACAAUCGUGCUAUAAAGUCGGCCCUGCAGUAGCGCUGCAUAUUGGGAACAGCUACUCUUUGUAAUGAACUGUAGGAGACCCAGCAGAGAAAGCCUGACCAAGCAUGAGAUAGAGCUCUGUCUGGUUAACAGAGAGACACAUGACCACCUCUGUAACCUCUGACCCUUGACAACAAAGUAGAGGUCAAGAGACCAUCACAGAGAAGUGUGAUCUGAAGUAUAAACAGGUCUGAGAACCUCUCUGGAGGUUUGGGUGGUCCCCUCAUGGCUCAGAUGAUUGCUGUGAUGGUUCACUGACUAUGUGUCACUGUAAUUGCACAGAUCAACACUUGCUCAUCUAGUGGUGUGCACAGUCCAAAGACAUUGUUGACCUGAUCUGCAGUGUUUCUGGGUCAGGGGCCACUGAAAUGUUGACCUCUGAUGAUUAAGGAAACAAACUAGAAGGGACUUCUUCACACAGGGCUUAUUGGAGGUUCUGCACCAAGAUAGAAGGUCGACCAUGUCCCCGAUGCCUGAAACCGUCUCCUACACAAAGCUGCUCCCUCUGUACUGCUGUUUACCUUGAUUAGAGACUCAAUAAAAAAAUGUUGCAUUUUA